Molecule: messenger RNA, 2750 nt
Organism: Oxyura jamaicensis (ruddy duck)
Lineage: Eukaryota; Metazoa; Chordata; Aves; Anseriformes; Anatidae
Gene: CACNG5
Product: calcium voltage-gated channel auxiliary subunit gamma 5
Exons: 7
Coding region: 565-1404 (279 amino acids)
Biological process (GO): calcium ion transport; postsynaptic neurotransmitter receptor diffusion trapping; transmission of nerve impulse
Cellular component (GO): AMPA glutamate receptor complex; postsynaptic density membrane
Molecular function (GO): voltage-gated calcium channel activity; channel regulator activity
Source: RefSeq, a predicted model, not a curated record
AUGGCUGGAGGAAGAGACGGAGGGAGGGAGGAGGGGAGGGAAAGGGGGCACGGAGGGAGGGAAGGAGGGAGGUGGGCUGGCCCCGCCGGCGCCAUGUGAUGCCCUCCCCUCCUCUCCCCGGGCUCUCCCGGCACGGCACGGCGCGGAGCAGCCCCGGGGCCGGGUCGGAGCUGUGAGACCUGCCUGCCAUCUGCCUGUCCACUCGUCCCAGCCUUGUGCCGCCCUCAUGUGAGUCAGUCUGGGGCAGAGAGCCUCUCCUGUGGCCCCGGACCUUCACCGAAACCACCUCGUGCCCAUCUGCUCGCGGGCACCCCGCAGCCCAGGCACCAGCCGGGGCCCCCUCCUCACUGUGAGCUCCCUUCCUGCUCUGUCAGCACCUGAGCUGCCGAGCUCGGAAGCAAACACCGCUGAUUUUCCUCUCGUGACAACAUUGCUUCGGCUGGCAUUUAGAGAGCUCCACCUACAUCAAGUGCAGAGGACAAAGCUUUUGAGACUUCUGUUUCUCCCACGGAAGCGGCCGACGCCAGCGACCCGAGCCCCUCUCCCCGUGGCGUUCCCCCCUCCAUGCUUUUGGGGAUGAGUGCGUGCGGCAGGAAGGCGCUGACCCUGCUCAGCAGCGUGUUCGCCGUCUGCGGCCUCGGCCUCCUGGGCAUCUCCGUCAGCACCGACUACUGGCUCUACCUGGAGGAGGGCAUUGUCCAGCCCCAGAACCAGACGGCCGAAAUCAAGCUGUCGCUGCAUGCGGGGCUCUGGAGGGUCUGCUUCCUUGCAGGUGAGGAGCGUGGCCGGUGCUUCACUAUAGAAUACGUCAUGCCCAUGAACAUCCAGCUGACAUCUGAAUCCACAGUCAAUGUCCUGAAGAUGAUCCGCUCUGCCACCCCCUUCCCUCUGGUCAGCCUCUUCUUCAUGUUCAUCGGCUUCAUCCUGAGCAACAUCGGCCACGUCCGCCCACACAGGACCAUCCUUGCCUUUGUGUCGGGGAUAUUCUUCAUCCUGUCGGGUCUGUCCCUGGUGGUGGGGCUGGUCCUCUACAUAUCCAGCAUUAACGACGAGAUGCUCAACAGGACCAAGGACUCGGAAACAUUCUUCAAUUACAAAUACGGCUGGUCGUUCGCAUUCUCUGCCAUCUCCUUCCUUCUCACGGAGAGCGCCGGGGUGAUGUCUGUGUACCUGUUCAUGAAGCGAUACACCGCCGAGGACAUUUACCGGCCUCACCCUGGCUUCUACCGGCCCCGUCUGAGCAACUGCUCCGACUACUCGGGGCAGUUCUUGCACCCAGAUGCAUGGGCACGGGGACGCAGCCCGUCGGACAUCUCCAGCGAGGCAUCUCUGCAGAUGAACAGCAGCUACCCAGCUCUGCUCAAGUGUCCCGACUAUGACCAGAUGUCCUCGUCCCCGUGCUGAGCGUCACCUCCCCUGUGCCUCCCCAGGCCCACCAGCCGAUGGUCACUGUCCUGACUCCACUCGUCAUUUUUAGGCCUCUCUUUCAGGGCAAUUCUCUAUUUAUAGGAGCGUAAAUAUAACCAUAGAGAUUGGUUAUAUAACCAACAAUGUAACCUAGGGAAUUGGGAUAUUUUAUUUUCUUUGUUGGUCUCUUUUUUUUUAUUAUUUAUUCUUCCCUACAUAACUGAAAUGUCUCCGAAGCCCUCUUCUUCCAGCUCUUCCCGCUGAGCAAACAGCAGUUCUGCCUGAGGGACAAAUCCAAGGCUGGACUCCAGAGCAGAAAAAAAGAAUAUGAAGUAGAACUAGGAAAAAAAAACAAGUGUAUCUUUUUGGUUUAGGUAGGCUGCAAAAGUUUGUGCAUUUGGCUAUCAUUUAAUUGUAGAUUCACUGGCCUGAGCACCAGCAGGCCUAAAAGAUUUGUGUAAAUUUCUAAGGCAUAGUCAUCAUUAGAAAAAUAAGAAUUUUGUCUUGAUUCAAUGUUUACUGGUCGAUACCUCUCGUUGGAUAUCACUUUUAACCAGGCUGCAAUGGGAAAUAGCCAUCUUUCUCGACUAUACCUCAGCAGGCUCAGAUGCAAGCAGGUUGGGUUUUCUCGGUGGCCAUUUGCAAAGUGUCACUUUCCCAUCCCAUGUGGAACUGGAGACACUACAGCCACAGGUGCCCGUGCUGCUGGGGUGGCUCAGGCACCCACGUCUCCUCCACCAUCCCAUUGACGAGGUCUGAAGAGUGACUGGGAGGAUUUCAGUGCAGGGUUGAGUGGAAAACUACCUAGAACCUUCUCAUAGGAAAUGUUAGGCACAGGAUUUAAGAAAAUCACAGCCAUCCGAGCAAGGCCCUGCAAGUUAUUUCAGUGAAAGGCAAGACUCCAAACUGGUGUGAAGUGACACAGCUGAAAUUAAUGGCACUAGUCCACAAUAGCAAAGUAGUUGGUCUAUGUUUUAUUUUUUGCAGAAAAAAAUGGAUUUUUAGCUGCUUUUUUGUGUGUGUGUGCGUGCAUAUGAAAUUUAUUUUGAGGUUUAAGUUUUAAGCUGUCAUAUGAUGCACUUUGGUCCUAGAAGACUGAGCGCUGCCAGGCUGAGAGCAUCCAUCGGACAGGGCAGGGGACAACGGCGUGGCGUUCCCUCACAUGCUCUUGUGCCAGCUUCAAGCUCGUUGCCUCGCAGAAGGAGCUUCCUCCAACCUUGAGUUCUGGUCUUGUUACUUUGAGUCUUUCUGAACAUUUCCGUUGUGCAAAACAAAACCCUCUGGGGAUUCUUGGUAUAUUUGAGCUGGUUUUGUCGUACUGUAAUUAAAACAAAUAGAAUAUA